Molecule: messenger RNA, 8504 nt
Organism: Nannospalax galili (Upper Galilee mountains blind mole rat)
Lineage: Eukaryota; Metazoa; Chordata; Mammalia; Rodentia; Spalacidae
Gene: Ssh1
Product: slingshot protein phosphatase 1
Exons: 16
Coding region: 235-3258 (1007 amino acids)
Biological process (GO): actin cytoskeleton organization; negative regulation of actin filament polymerization; protein dephosphorylation
Cellular component (GO): cytoplasm
Molecular function (GO): protein tyrosine/serine/threonine phosphatase activity; actin binding
Source: RefSeq, a predicted model, not a curated record
UGGUGACCCUGCAGCGCUCGCCCACGCCCAGUGCCGCCUCCUCCUCGGCCAGCAACAGCGAGUUGGAGGCUGGCAGUGAUGAAGAGAGAAAGUUAAACCUCAGAAUUACCUUCAGGUUGUUGGGGUGAAUCAGCCCUGUCCUCUUAGUAAUGCUCAGAGCUGAAUACAAUCAAAGGUGAAAUCUAUCCAUGGAAAAGUACUUCAGUUAAAGCCAGCUUAAGCGAGAGCUUUUUCAUGGUGAAAGGAGCAGCCCUCUUCUUACAACAGGGAAACAGCCCUCAGGGCCAGCGGAGUCUUCAGCAUCCUCACAAACAUGCAGGUGACCUGCCCCAGCAUCUCCAAGUGAUGAUCAACCUCCUACGCUGUGAAGACAGAAUCAAGCUGGCCGUACGUCUGGAGAGUGCCUGGACAGACCGUGUCCGCUAUAUGGUGGUGGUAUACAGCAGCGGACGCCAGGACACCGAGGAGAACAUCUUACUGGGAGUUGACUUCUCCAGUAAGGAAAGCAAAAGCUGUACCAUCGGGAUGGUUCUCCGACUGUGGAGUGACACCAAGAUCCACCUCGAUGGAGACGGUGGGUUCAGCGUGAGCACAGCAGGCAGGAUGCACAUAUUUAAGCCUGUGUCUGUCCAGGCCAUGUGGUCUGCCCUGCAAGUGCUUCACAAAGCUUGUGAAGUGGCACGAAGGCACAACUACUUCCCUGGGGGUGUGGCGCUUGUCUGGGCCACCUACUAUGAGAGCUGCAUCGGCUCCGAGCAGAGCUGCAUCAAUGAAUGGAACGCCAUGCAGGACCUGGAGUCCACGCGACCCGACUCCCCAGCACUGUUUGUUGACAAGCCAACUGAGGGGGAAAGAACUGAGCGUCUCAUCAAAGCCAAACUCCGAAGCAUCAUGAUGAGCCAGGAUCUCGAAAACGUGACCUCCAAAGAAAUCCGUAAUGAAUUAGAGAAACAGAUGAACUGUAACCUCAAGGAAUUCAAGGAAUUCAUCGACAAUGAGAUGCUUCUUAUCUUGGGACAGAUGGACAAGCCCUCCCUUAUCUUCGAUCAUCUUUAUCUCGGCUCUGAAUGGAAUGCAUCCAAUCUGGAGGAGCUGCAGGGCUCAGGGGUUGACUACAUUUUAAAUGUCACUAGAGAAAUAGACAAUUUUUUCCCUGGCUUGUUUGCAUAUCAUAACAUCCGGGUCUAUGAUGAAGAGACUACAGACCUUCUUGCCCACUGGAAUGAAGCAUAUCAUUUUAUAAACAAAGCAAAGAGGAACCAUUCCAAGUGCCUGGUCCAUUGCAAAAUGGGUGUCAGCCGAUCUGCAUCCACCGUCAUAGCCUAUGCAAUGAAGGAAUUUGGCUGGCCCCUGGAGAAAGCAUAUAACUAUGUGAAGCAGAAGCGGAGCAUCACGAGGCCCAAUGCGGGCUUCAUGAGGCAGCUGUCUGAGUAUGAAGGCAUCUUGGAUGCAAGCAAGCAGCGACACAACAAGCUAUGGCGUCAGCAGGCAGAUAGCCAUCUCCAGCAGCCCGGGGAUGACACUGCAGAGCCCAAUGACUUCUUGCCAGAGACCUUGGAUGGUGCCCUGGAAACCAGGCUACCAUGCUUGGAUGAUGCUGCCCAGCCCAGCCUCCCAGGAAGCCAGGCCCCAGGAGGAGCCUCUCUCCCCUGCUGUUUCCGAAGACUCUCAGACCCUCUUCUCUUCCCCGACCGUGACGACUCUGGUGGCUUGGUCCAUGUGGAGGAUCUUGAGAGAGAUGCCCUGUUGGAGGAGGUGGCUCAGCCAAUGGAAAUGCACAAGUUGGCUCAGCAUCCCCAGGAAAGUGCUGAGCUAUGUGAGAAGGACGUGAAGAAGAAACUAGAGUUUGGGAGCCUUAAAGCCUACAGCGGCUCUUUGCCACAGAUGGAGGAGAUGGAGCGAGAGGAGGGCCCAAGAGCAGGGAGGUGGGGGCGGGCCUCCAUUCAACGUGAUAGAAGCCUGCUUGACCAAGAAAACUUAAAUAAUAACAACAGCAAGAGGAGCUGUCCAGAUGAUUUUGAGCCUGAUGCUGUGUUUGGAAUCCUUAAUAAAGUGAAGCCUUCCUAUAAAUCCUGUGCCGACUGCAUGUACCCCACAGCUGGUGGGGCUCCUGAGGCAUUCACAGAGCAACAUGAGGACCCCAGUGCUCCUGCCAUCUGCACCCAGCCAGCCUUCCUGCCCCACAUCACAUCUUCCCCUAUGGCCCACGCUAGCUGCCGGUCCCGAGCUGCCGAGAGGCCAGCCUCUGGCCCAGCCAACACCCCCUCAUUGCUCCUAUCAUCAGGCUCAAGGAAGUCAGAUACCAGUGGCACUGGGGCUGGGGCUGGCCCAGACCCAACAACAAGCUUUCCAGAACCUUCGAGAGAAACCCCAAAAGUCCUUCCUAAGUCCCUCUUGUUGAAGAAUUCUUACUGUGAUAAGAACCCAACCAUCAUGGAACUGGUGAAGGACGAAUCAUCAACUAAGAAAGAGCCAAAGCCAGCUAAGGACCUAAGGCUUCUGUUCAGUUCAGAGUCUGAGAAACCAACCACCAACAGCUACUUGAUGCAACACCAGGAGUCCAUCAUCCAGCUGCAGAAGGCAGGCCUGGUCCGCAAGCACACCAAAGAGCUGGAGAGGCUAAAGAGCCUGCCCACAGACACAGCAUCUGCCUGCAGGGACAGUGCCACCAGCACGCUGGAGGCCAGCAUCCCUGAGGAGGGCCAGGAACUGGCUGCCGCUCAGGAACCAGGACACCCAGCCCUUCAUAGCCAAGCUGGGGCUGAGGAGAAACCACUAGAAGGAGCCCCACUGAAGAGUCCCACUCCCAUCUUCUACCGCCUGGAUCACACCAGUAACUUCUCUAAAGACUUUCUGAAGACUAUCUGUUAUACCCCCACCUCUUCUUCCAUGAGCUCCAACCUGACCCGAAGCUCCAGCAGUGACAGUAUCCAUAGCAUCCGUGGGAAGCCAGGGCUGGUGAAGCAGCGAACACAGGAGAUUGAGACACGCCUCAGGUUGGCAGGCCUCACCGUCUCAUCCCCACUGAAGCGUUCCCACUCUCUCGCCAAGCUUGGGAGCCUCAACUUCUCCACAGAAGACCUGUCUAGUGAGGCUGAGGCAUCCACCGUUGCUGACUCCCAGGAUGCCAGGUGGCGUGAGUCUUCCUUCUUGCACGAAGUCCAGGCCACUCCAAGGAACUCCACCGCAGCCUCCAAACUGUCAGGAAAGUCUGCCCCAGAAAACUUGAAAAGCCCAUCGCAGGUGAGCAAAAGCUGAACAGCCUUUUGCUAGAAUGGGACCAGUAUUUUCGUACUGUCCUUUCUUGAGUCUUCAUUACAGAUUCUGAUCCACCCCCCUACAUCUUGAUUUGUGUUAAACAAUUGGCAUCAUCCAAGCUUUCCCCCUCUUGCCACAGAAAAGUAAACAAAGGAAUUUGCAGCACAACGAGAAGAGGUAUAUGGCCUGGGCGACUCGGAAGCUGUCAGCCAGGAGACAGAAAACUCUGACCCACAAGUCCUGUCUUGGGAAAGAAUCAUGUUCAGAUAUGCACACAUAGGCUGUGGCUGGAGCUUAGUUGGUAUAGAAUGUUUGCCUACAAUGCCCUUUCCUUGAUCCUCAGCAUCCUAUAAAACCGGGUAUGGCCAUGCACACUUGUAAUCCCAAUACUUGAGAGGUGGAGGCAGGAAGAUUGGAAGUUAAAGGUCAUGCACGGCUACAUCAGGAGUUUGAGGCCAGCCUGGGGGCAGCGGGGAUAUAUAUGCAUAUCCAGAAUAUUUCAUUUGCAACAUGUAAAAGAAGAGUAAUGGUAUGACGUUGCUGCAGCUCACCUUCUAGCUCAUUCUAGCCCUUGCCAGAAGACUCAGAUGACAAUAUAAUUCCUACCUCUGUUCUUGCUGUGCUUUUUAUUUUUAAAAAUACAGUAAUGACCAAGGCUCAUUCCAGGGAAUAAUACUGUGUCAGAAAAGGUUUUUCCAAGAGAAUUUUUUUUCAGUUGGGACCCAGAAGUGUUAAAACUGAACUUGAUCGUCCCAAGCACUGCUAAGAGACGUUAUCUGAGUGACGGGCAUCUGUAUGAAGUCCCCUGUCCUGGUUCUGGGGUUGUGCUGGAUGGUGGCUUGAGCUGGCAGUGGGGUGUGUGAUGUUCUCAGUUGCUCCCUCUGAAGUGUACAUCACCUGGUCGCUCAAGUGUUGCGGAGCUGAUUCUGCUGCUAACGAGGCAUGGUUGUGUUUAGGGUUUGGACACACUGCUAUACCCAUGAGGCUGUGGGUCUGGGGUGGGUCAUCCUACUAGGAGGCCCUGACUCUCAGGCUCAUUAGGUGUCAUCUAAUAUAAUUAGGCAAGAGAAAAUGGCGUCAUCACCAUUGAGAUACUGUUGUGGGUCCCUCUCCAUAUGUAACUUCUCUGAAGGGAGUAAGUCUGUUGAAAAGCUUCACAAAUGUUUACAGUUGUCCUUUCCUGUGGGGAGAAUAGUACUUCCUGUCAGGAAAGUACUGUUUUCCUGUUUCUCCAGCUCUCCCCAGGAGUAGUGAUGGGACUAAGGAGGCUGCAGCCCACCCAAAUGUUAGCUCUAGGUGGCACCUUGAAGAAUCAGGUCAGUUCAAUGCAGCAGGUGGCCCUGGGCUCUGGGUUCCAAUCAAGUGGCUUGUCUGGUGUCCCAUCAAGACAAGAAUGCUAAAAAAUGUUUUGAAGAGAGACAAGCAUCUUGGUAGAAAUGCAGAAGGGCUUAAUUUGGGGGUUGGAAAACUGGAGUGUGCAGUUCUCAGGAGCUAAGAGUGGCUGUUACUUUUUACUUCUAUGUUUUUUAGGUUUUUGAGGGAGGAUCUCAUUGUAUAGUCCAGGCUGACCUCAAACUCACAUCUGUCCUCCUGCCUCAGCCUCUCACAUGCUGAGAUUAUAGGUAUCACCCACCAUGCCUGACGUAGCUGUUACAUUUUUUUAAAGAGUUUGUCAAAACAAUAAAUUAAGUCAGGAAUGGUGGCACAGGCUUAUAAUCCUUGGACUCCAGAGAAUGAGGCAGGACCAUCAUGAAUUAAAUGCCAAUCUGGGCCACAUAGCAAGUUUCAGGCCAGCCUCGGCUACAUAGUGAGACUCUACCUCAAAAACAAUAAAUAAUCAACCCUGACAGAGACUGUGUUGCCUGCCUUAGAUAUUUACUCUUGGGCCAUUUAUAGACUGUUUGCUGACCCUGGUUUUAUCUGACACUCCAGGGCUGCUUAUGGCCCUGCAGGAAGAAACGGAAUAUCCGAAGACGUCCUCUGCCUCUUUGAUUCCACAGGCCAAUCCCCACCCUCUUCAUGCCCCAGACUUCUCCAGCCCGCCCACUUACCUCUUGUGCUGAUGGAGUCCCUAUGUAGAAGUCCGUAGCUCCAUCCUGCACUCAACUCAGUCAGCCAGACAGCUCAGCAAGACCACAAAGCCUUCGGGGAUUGGCCGUGCUCUGGAAGCAAGUGGUUGGGGUGGUCAUCCCACACUGCUCAGAAUAGGGUCCCAAAACGGCCCUCCUGGAAAACACCCAAAUGUCUUCAGGAACAAGGCUAGCUUUUACUUCAGCUCAUGUAGGGUUUUUGUGAACACCCUCUCCCCCAGGAACUUUUCUCCUUGGCAUGAUUUUUUAAAAUACGUAUGUUAUUUUAUGGGGAUUUGUUUUCCCACUAGUGUCAAUUGUAAUCACCCUAAAAGGUGAUUAUCCUCCUACUCCAGAAACCCUAUGGGUUUUCCCUGCUCUCCCUCAGCCAACAAAAGCAUACUUUGAAAAAAAAAAAAACACAAGCCAAGCUUAACAUAUAUUGCCAGGUUCAAUUUCCAUGGUAGAUCAAUUUUUGUGUCAAAAUAAUCCCUUAAAUUUGGCGAUGGUAGGCCCAUGCUGGUUUUUAACAUGUCCGUGAGAGUGGUUUCGAAAACUGUGAGAUGAUUUUGAAAACUUUAAUUCUGAAAGCCAUAAUUUGUCUUGUUCCAUUAAGAGUAGGGAUUGGAGGGUUAUAAACACGUGGGUCUUUGGCAUCUGGCAAACUAACCCAUUCAUUUUAGAAGUAUAGCUGGUCUAUCAACAGACCAGGGCACUGCUCUUUACAUCAUCGGAGCAAAAUAAAGUGCCCUGGCUUGAUAGUUUACACUGUGGCCUGGAGGACAGGAGCUGUCUGUAAACAUGGUAAACCGCUAUUUAAUUUAAAGUGUUCUAUUAACUACAUGAAAGCUUUCUGCCAGGCUAGGGCACCUUGGCAAUGGCCAACUGCAUACUGUCUGGUCCAAAGUUUACUCCAAGGCCAAGCAUGGUGGCACAUGCCUCUUAUCCCAGCUCUUAGGAGGGCAAAGGCAGGGGAUAUCUGUGAAUUCAAGGCCAGCCAUGGCUGUGUAGUAAGACUUUUUGUCUCAAAAAAAAAAUUGCUCUAUGAGACGCUCCAUGCUUGGCUGUUGCUUUGUAUGUAGUCGUAACCAAUUAGGGAGAUGUAAGUGGUACAAGAGAGAGGUAAGCAGGGGUUCAUGCUGUGCAAGUCACUGAGUUUGGUGACCACCAUUUCAUUGAAUGCCUGUAUUGAGUGGAGAGCUGAGGGCCUUUUCUGAUCCACUUGAUGGCCGUGUACUCGGCGGCUCUUCAUCCUUCUGCUCACCUGCACUCACGUGGUCUGCCACAGCCCUGAACUGUGCAGCGCAUCAUCUUGCAUGACACAGGUCUUGUCAGGCUUCAUGACGUGCAAGGGAGAUAGAUACUGAUCAGAGGGGAAAAGCCAGGCUGCCCCAGGGAUCAAAAUUCCAGCGACAACUUCAUGCAUUCUCAGAGCUGUUUCCGGACCUUCUAACAAGGCCCUGGUCGCAUGAGCUUCCUAAGACCAGGUUUCUUUCUGUGCAUCCUUUUCACCCUUGUUCACAGUGUGGAGACCCCUGCCAACCUUACACAGCUUAUUUCUGUGGCUCGGCCAUGUAGAUUACUCACAAGUGCCCAGGCAGCAGCACUGCCCUAGCCCCCUCUGCUCCCUUUGUUCCAGAGCUUUCUCCAGCUGAAGAUCGGCCACGCUAUUCUAAAGCCCCCUUUUUUUUCUCCCCUAGAGAAACCCCAAGAGUGCUGCAGGAUAGAGCCAAGGUUAGAAAGAAUAGACCUUGAAAGCUACCCUGAGCUCUGGGCACUUGUCUCAAGGCCUAUCCUGGAAGGCUUAUGGACCCCCCUACUCCCCAGGAACCAUUUCUCCCUAGCAAGAGCAGAUACUAUGCCAUUUAGUUGGCUGGACAUUUAGCAGGGCUCUCCAGAAACACAGAAAACUCCAUCAGGGGAAGGCCUGUGGCAAGAGAACCAGGUGGCUCCAAAGCUUGGUGACAUCUCACCAGCAUGACAGGUUCACCUGUCCUGGUCCCUACCUCCAAGUUCCUGCUGAUGAUGAAGGUCAAAUGAAGGCCAUUGAUUUACCCUUGUCCACAGCCACUUGUUUUGCUGUGUCAAAGUGUAAGCAUCCACUCGGUCUGCAUAUGUGUAUAUAUGUGCAUAUAUCCUGUAUAUGCACUGUAUAUUGUAUACUACCUGACCAAACUAUGGUGUAGAUCAUUUCUCUCAUUCACACACAUGCUGUGUCCCUAAGCUCUGUAGUGAAAUCGCCGUUGACCAUUGACAAUGAUGCUGCCCAGGGCCAUUUGGAGAUGACCACCUCAGCAUUCCCUUUUGCAGUAGGCGCCACAGCCCCAUCCUUCAGUCACUGUCUUGAACAGGAGUCCUCCUACCAGCACGCAGCUUCUGCUGCCCUUGGUAUGGGCCUUGCUGCAUGCGAAGAUAGCUGCUUCCUCCUUCCUAUACUGUAAUUAUUGUUUUACAAUUGAGUGCCUUAAUAAUAGUUUACAAAUACUAUGUAUUUAUGUGGAAAACUUCACCUUUCAUCUUUUGUGCUUGGGUACUUUAUCUCUCCCUGGUGGCUGGUGGAGGACUUGAGCUUGUCCUACCCCGCUUGUGUUUAUUCUGCUAUGCAGUUUUCAUUGUGUAUUCGUGACUACUCCACAGAGCCUGCUUUUAGAAAUGGCACUGUGAGUUCCUGCAGGCCAGGCUGGCGUUGGUGAACACUGUGGCCCAUGUUAACCAAUGAAGGAUGCGAUUUGGUUUGCUAGGCGGCUGGGGGAUGGCGCAGGCCCGGCACCCCCUGAACCAAACCCCAGAAUCCCUACACAGUUGCACUCUUGUUUAAUAGAGGUUUAUUACCACGCUAGUUCACCCUUUCACACCCCACCUUCCUCUCUGUUAGUGUCCUGAGCUCUUUUCAACAAAUUUUAGGUACAGCUCACCCUGUCGGGAGCCGCACCAGACGAGUUCUUUGCCUUUCAGAAGCUGCCACUGGGUUCCCGUAUGUUGCAUUACAAUAUUGAUGGGUUUUUUAAUUGUUUUUUUCUUCUUGUUUUUUUUAUAUUAUAUAUUUAAAGGCAGUAUCUUUUGUACUGUGAAUUUACAGUAGAAGAUGCAUAAUGCACUUUUUUUACUUCUGUUGGUGUGUAACUGUAUAUAGUCUGUGUGCUUCUUGUGAUGAAAAUAAACAUUUUCUUUAUAAAU